Messenger RNA from Phyllostomus discolor (pale spear-nosed bat), 3309 nucleotides. RefSeq names its product ephrin B1 (gene EFNB1). Lineage: Eukaryota; Metazoa; Chordata; Mammalia; Chiroptera; Phyllostomidae. Gene Ontology annotation, cellular component: plasma membrane. The coding region runs from base 798 to 1838 and encodes 346 amino acids. Gene Ontology annotation, molecular function: ephrin receptor binding. The transcript is spliced from 5 exons. Gene Ontology annotation, biological process: axon guidance; ephrin receptor signaling pathway. The record is from RefSeq and is a predicted model, not a curated record.
CGCCUGAGCUAGGGAGUAGACAGCUCAGCAGCAGCGGAGGGAGUCUAUGCGCGCUGGACAGCAGUGGGAGGUGUGUGAGGCUCGCACCCGCCGCAGACCCUCGGGCGCAAUCGCCGGGGAGCUAGGACUCCGCCACCGGGCUGCCUGGCCACCCUGCCGAGGCUUCAGACGCGUAAACUGAUGGGACUGGCUCCCUCGGCCGCAUCUCCCCGCUCUUCUAAGUGCACUGAGCGGGGCCCGCGCUGAAGUAGAAGCUGUCGGGGGGCGCGGAGCCCGGAGUCCCAGUGUGGCCUGGAGGAACGGAACCCGUGUCAGGGCGACCCAGGCGGGAGCCCCAGGACCGCGCUCCAGUUGUAGGGAGACUCCUACUUCUUCCGAGGGGCGCCGAUCCCGGGACGUUCGAGGCGUCGGGGUGGCCACCGAGUCCCCAGUGGGAGGACCUCGUCUGGGAAAGGGUGCUCAGUCCCCAACAGUCUCGGGGAGCAGGCCGGAAUCGAGUGGGAGCACCCGGGGGCGCAGAGCCCCCGUCGCGCCUGGUGCGGCGGAGAGGUCAGGGGAGCGAGCCCUCGCAGGCCGUAGCUCAUGCCCGGGUUGGGGGCGGCUGCCCAGUGAGUCCUCCUGGCCGGCCGGGCGGAGAAGAGCGACACCGAAGCCGGCAGGAGAGGAGCACUUCAAGGCCAGCGGUCGCGGAGGAUGGGAGCCUGAGCGGCUGGGAGCGCAGCGCGGCACGGGAAGGCGAGGCGAGCUUUGCUGAGGAGGCGCCAGGGGAUCACGAACUGCAGCCUGCCCCCAGGAAGAUGGCCCGGCCUGGGCAGCGUUGGCUGGGCAAGUGGCUUGUGGCGAUGGUCGUGUUGGCGCUGUGCCGGCUUGCCACACCGCUGGCCAAGAACCUGGAGCCCGUGUCCUGGAGCUCCCUCAACCCCAAGUUCCUGAGUGGGAAGGGCCUGGUGAUCUACCCAAAGAUUGGAGACAAGCUGGACAUCAUCUGUCCCCGAGCAGAAGCAGGGCGGCCCUAUGAGUACUACAAGCUAUACCUGGUUCGGCCUGAGCAGGCGGCUGCCUGCAGCACUGUGCUUGACCCCAAUGUGCUGGUCACCUGCAAUCGGCCAGAGAAGGAAAUCCGCUUCACCAUCAAGUUCCAGGAGUUCAGCCCCAACUACAUGGGCCUGGAGUUUAAGAAGCACCAUGAUUACUACAUUACCUCUACAUCCAAUGGGAGCCUGGAGGGACUGGAGAACCGGGAGGGAGGUGUGUGCCGCACGCGCACCAUGAAGAUCGUCAUGAAGGUCGGGCAAGACCCCAAUGCUGUGACACCUGAGCAGCUGACUACCAGCCGGCCCAGCAACGGAGCAGACAACACUAUCAACAUGGCCACACAGGCCCCCGGCGGUCGGAGCUCCCUGGGUGACUCUGACGGCAAGCAUGAGACUGUGAACCAGGAGGACAAGAGUGGCUCAGUGGGGAGUGGAGGCAGCAGCGGGGACCCUGACAGCUUCUUCAACUCCAAGGUGGCACUGUUUGCGGCCGUGGGUGCUGGCUGUGUCAUCUUCCUGCUCAUCAUCAUCUUCCUGACGGUUCUGCUACUAAAGCUGCGCAAGCGGCACCGCAAGCACACGCAGCAGCGGGCGCCUGCCCUCUCGCUCAGCACCCUGGCCAGUCCCAAGGGGGGCAGUGGCACGGCGGGCACUGAGCCCAGCGACAUCAUCAUCCCCUUACGGACUACAGAGAACAACUACUGUCCCCACUAUGAGAAGGUGAGUGGGGACUACGGGCACCCUGUCUACAUCGUCCAGGAGAUGCCACCCCAGAGCCCAGCGAACAUCUACUACAAGGUCUGAGAGCCCGGCGCGGCCUCGGGCCCUGAGGGACAGUCGGCUGGGACUGCACCUUUCCUUUCUCCCCACGCCCUUCCCCUUGCCAGCUGUGCCCACCUUUGUAUUUAGUUUUGUAGUUUCUUGGCUUUUAUAAUCCUCCUUUUGCCCUGCCCCUGGGCUUCGGAGGGGGUGCUUGUGCCCCCAGCCCCCAUGCUCUUGUGCCUUCCCCCUCUGGCCAGGCCUCUGGGCUCUGUGGGGGCGCCUCUUCUUGGAGGGCAGGGUUGGACGCUUAUGGACAGCAGGCAGGGGGAUGCCCCUGGCCCUGUCUCCCUUGCCCCCUCUUCCCCUUCCCAGGACUGCUUGUCCGCUAUCAUCACUGUUUUUAAUGUUUUUGUGUUCAAUUUUUAGCUGUCGACUCAUUUUCAUCUGUUUUUUUUUUUUUUUUUGGAAGAAAAAUGGAAAAGGCAGCCCCUCCCCAGGCUUUCUGAGCCUGGCUCAACCCAGUAUAAGGGGCCGGGGACAGGAAGCAUAGGAUGGCAUUUCUUUUAUAAACCCCUUGUUAUGGGGGCGGGAGAGACAAGCCAGGGCUGCUCUUGCCCCUGAGCGAAGAUGACAGUACCAUUGGGCAAGGUGUCUCACCCUCCCCUUCCGACCCUUCUGCUACAAAGCUGAUCUUGGCAAUGGGGUAGUGGCUGCCACCCUUCCACCAAAAAAAAAAUUCCUUCCUUGUGGGAUUCUUGGGCAUCUCCUGCCUCCCUCACUCUCACGGUAAUUAACGUCUUAAUUGGCUGUUGCCUGGGGAACAGGAGAGCUGCUGCAGGCAGAUGACCUCAUGGGGGGUGGAGGGAGGUGAGGUGCCCAGGUGGCUAUUUGCCCUGCAGAGCUGGGAGUUCUCCUUUUUCCUCCUUCCUCCCGCCCUGUUCUCUCCUCACCUUUGGCCCCCUUUGGCCCCUUUGGCCCAGUGGGGAGACAGAGGCCCAGGGCAGAGACCUAAGCGGGUAUAAGGCCAGGUGGCCUGCUCCUUUUCUGGGCUCUAGCACAGGUGGGUGCUCCCCCAACCCAGCUCUCAUUGGCUCCCCAAUCUUGGGCUGGGGCCUGGAAAUAGGAAGAGGCUACCCAGGGCUGGGCCAGCACGCCGUGCACUUUGACCCCGGCUCCUUGCCAGCACGGCUGCUAACAGACUGCCACUUGAGUGCGCCUUGCAGGCGCUCCAGAGUGGCCAUGGAAGGAGCUGGGCCUUACACCAUCCACCUCCACACUGCCUCCUGGCCAGCUGCCUUCUCCAGUGCCAGGUGGGAGAGAGAGGGAGCAGAACAGCCAGCCCCUUCCAGGUGGCAGUCGGAAGGGUUUUUUGUUUUUGUUUCUGUUGCCAUUUGUGUAAAUACUAGUCUUUUUUGGAAAAAAAAUAAUGUAAAGAUGUUUUGUAUAAACUCUGAAUUAUUUUCUUGUUGCUUUUUUCUUAGAAAAAAUGAGAACUAAAAAAAAAUUAACCACA